CAGUAGGUGCCUGGCAAACGUCCUAGAACUUUAAAAACGGAAAAGACCUGCUUUUAAGGGAUAAUGCUGAGGGACACUAUGAAAUCUUGGAAUGAUAGCCAGUCAGAUCUCUGUAGCAGUGACCAAGAAGAGGAAGAAGAGAUGAUUUUUGGUGAAAAUGAAGAUGAUUUAGAAGAGAUGAUGGAUUUAAGUGACCUGCCUACCUCACUUUUUGCUUGCAGUGUCCAUGAAGCAGUGUUUGAGGUACAAGAGCAGAAGGUACAGAUGUCCAGUGAGACACGGGACAAAUCGUACUUACUACCACCACAGCCUGCCAAGCAGUUCCUCAUCUCGCCCCCAGCCUCCCCCCCAGUGGGGUGGAAGCAGAGUGAAGACGCAAUGCCUGUGAUAAAUUACGAUUUACUUUGUGCUGUUUCCAAAUUGGGACCAGGAGAGAAAUACGAACUUCAUGCAGGAACUGAGUCGACACCAAGUGUGGUGGUUCACGUCUGUGAAAGUGAAACUGAAGAGGAAGAAGAAACGAAAAACCCCAAACAGAAAAUCACCCAGACAAGGCGCCCUGACCCUCCGACCACAGCGCUGAAUGAGCCCCCAAACCUUUGACUGUGUGUUGUGAGGCCUUUGAUGGUGGUGCAAGGCAGCUGCCCUGGGCUUUGGCAGUGAGGACCUGUGCCCCUACUGACCGUGGAUACAUUGCUG
This is a messenger RNA of Orycteropus afer afer, 699 nucleotides long. It is a transcript of the gene RCAN3, whose product is annotated as RCAN family member 3. Gene Ontology annotation, cellular component: cytoplasm; nucleus. Gene Ontology annotation, biological process: calcium-mediated signaling. NCBI's taxonomy places the organism in Eukaryota, Metazoa, Chordata, Mammalia, Tubulidentata, Orycteropodidae. Gene Ontology annotation, molecular function: calcium-dependent protein serine/threonine phosphatase regulator activity. The record is from RefSeq and is a predicted model, not a curated record.